This is a messenger RNA of Caenorhabditis angaria, 1140 nucleotides long. The record is from the annotation of a GenBank genome assembly. NCBI's taxonomy places the organism in Eukaryota, Metazoa, Nematoda, Chromadorea, Rhabditida, Rhabditidae.
AUGUUCCGCUGGUUUCGCAAUUUUGGCGUGUUUUUGAGAAAACCACGAGGUGCGGCGAGGAAUUCAUUGCAAAGUGAGAGAAGAACCAGAUCUGAAUCGAGUGUGACUUAUGGUUAUAGAAGCUCGUCUUGUAAGUUUGUGUUUGGCGAAAAUUUUGAAAAAAUAGAUUGUUCAGACGAAUCUUGCGUUUCUCGAACUUCUGGAACCACCCGAUCUUCUGUGACAACUAGAUCAUCUGAACCAACAAGAUCUUCUUGUGGAAAAUCAACUAGAUCAUCUGAACCAACAACCACAAGAUCUUCUUGUGGAAAAUCAACGAAAUCAUCUAGAAGUCAAUCUAGAUAUCGAAGCCCGAGCCCAAAUCCAUCCAGACAACCUAGAGAACGUGGAAGAGACCGCACACAACGCAACAAUAUCAAUGCGCAGAGUACUGUACUUAGCCCAACUAAUGUGAGACUAUAAACCUUCUUCUUUAAAAAAAACAUAGAUGUUUUCCAGAGAUCCGGUAAACUUGAUCGUAGCCGCUCGAAAAGCCAUGAAACCAAUUUCCUGGAUCGUAUGAAAAACGCGAAUCACGAUGUUUGGAAUGAGAAGAUUCCCAAAGGAACUCAUGUGAUUUACACAGAUGGAUCGUAUUUGAAAUGGGAAGGAAAAUCUGGAAUUGGUAUUUUUAUGGGGCCAGAUCAUCCGCUGAAUAGAUCGCAAAAGAUUCGAGGAGCAAUUCAGAAUAAUCAAUACGCUGAAUUUCUUGCGGUGAAAACGGCACUGGAAAAUCUGCGAAAUUGGGAGGGUUAUCAUGAAAACGACCCGGUUAUUGUUAGAACUGACAAUCGAAAUGUGAUUGUGGCACUGAAAAAUCGUGAUUUCUCACAAUUUUCUGGAAUUGCUAAAGAGAUUCUAGAUAUUUGCGAAGAGUUAUCAAAAGUUGAAUUUCAACACGUUUAUGCUCAUGAAGGAGAUCCUGGAAACGAGAUGGCUGAUGUUUUUGCGGGAAUGGGAUCUUCGAAAAGAGAUCCUUGGUAUGGUGGAUGUCAUAGAAGUAGUGAAACAAGAGAGCGGAAUCGGAAAAGAUCGAAGUCUAAUGAUCCGGAAUUUAUUCGAGACAAUAGUUUGGCUGUGGAGACUAGACAUAGCUUGUGA